AUGGAGGACUUCUGGGCGGCAGUAGUUUGGGUUGGGAGGAUAUGGUUGUGCCUCAUAGUCUGCCUGAUCAUGAUCCCUGCCAUGUUUGGUUUCUCACUGGGCAUUUCGGAGGCCUACAUGGACAUCCUGGUCAAAACAUUGGAGUGGGCCACACUAAAAUUACAGAAGGCAAGCACAGAAGAACAAACACUCAAAGCAUCUUCAUCUAGUGCUCUCAUCCAGAGGGAAGAUGGCUCCAUGGAGAAAGAGUUAGAAGAAUUAAGACGAAGUCGCCCCAAACCUCCAGUUGGUGGCGAUUUUACACUUAGCGACUGUUUCUAUUUCACCCGCAGAGGGAUUGAGAGCAUUGUAGAGGAUGAGGUGACUCAGCGGUUCUCUUCAGAGGAGCUAUUGUCUUGGAAUCUCCUCACUCGCACCAACAAUGACUUCCAAUACAUCAGUCUGAGGUUAACCCUGGUCUAUGGUCUCGGCAUAUUUGUCAGAUACUGUAUUCUCGCACCUCUCAGGAUAACUCUAGCCUGUAUUGGUCUCACCUGGCUGGUCAUGGGCACAUCGGCAGUGGGGCUGCUUCCCAACUCGAGGAUGAAAUUCUGGCUCAGUGAGUGGGUCCACGUCAUGUGCUACAGAAUCUGUGCCCGAGGCCUCUCUGCCGCCAUCCGCUAUCACAACAGGGAAAAUAUACCGAAAAAAGGCGGCAUCUGCGUGGCUAAUCACACCACCCCUAUUGACAUUGUCAUACUUUGCAAUGAUGCCUGCUAUGCUAUGGUGGGCCAAGUGCAUGGAGGUCUAAUGGGUGUUGUCCAGCGGGCAAUGGUGCGGUCCUGUCCCCACGUGUGGUUUGAGCGAGCUGAGAUGAAAGAUCGCCACCUGGUGACCAAGAGGUUAAAGGAUCACGUGAAUGACAAGACAAAACUCCCCAUAUUGAUAUUUCCAGAGGGAACCUGCAUUAAUAACACGUCAGUCAUGAUGUUUAAGAAGGGAAGUUUUGAAAUAGGAGCAACAAUUUACCCCGUGGCAAUUAAGUAUGACCCCAAGUUUGGGGACGCCUUUUGGAACAGUUCCAAGUACAGCAUGGUCAACUACCUUCUGAGAAUGAUGACAAGCUGGGCCCUGGUCUGCAAUGUCUGGUAUCUCCCCGCCAUGCACCAGCAGGAGGGGGAAGAUGCUGUCCAGUUUGCCAACAGAGUCAAGUCAGCCAUCGCUCACCAGGGCGGACUAGUGGACCUACAAUGGGACGGAGGCCUGAAGCGAGCGAAAGUGAAGGAGUCGUUCAAGGAGGAGCAACAGAAGCAGUACAGCCACAUGGUGGUGGGAGACGACAGCAGCAGUAACAGCGACUGA
Molecule: messenger RNA, 1341 nt
Organism: Nerophis lumbriciformis (worm pipefish)
Lineage: Eukaryota; Metazoa; Chordata; Actinopteri; Syngnathiformes; Syngnathidae
Source: RefSeq, a predicted model, not a curated record